UAAUUACAUCCCAAAAAUUUAAUUAUGGAAACCUCUACCAGAAUUUUAAACCAAUUUCCUUCAAUCACUAGCACAAAUACUUUUAACCAUAGUUCUAAAUUAUCAUGUCCAUGUUCAAGAUCAGUUAUGUCUAUGGGGUUAAAUUUGAAAUCCAAGAAGUUAAUGGGGUUAAAUAUGGAAUCAAAGAAGUUAAUGGGUUCUUGUGGUUUUUAUGAUGAAGGUUAUUUGGAGUAUUAUUAUUAUUCAUCAUCAUCUGGUAGAGUUAGGUGUGGCAAGAAAGAAAAGGAUGACGUGGCAUUGAAGAAAACCAAGAAGAAGAUGAAAUUACUUAAGGGUUUAACGAGGAAUUUGUCGAAUUUGAGUGAGAUGGGAUUUGGUUUUGGUUCUGAUAAUAUUGCUUUGGUUGAUCAAGUUCAAGGGAAGACAAUUUCGGAAGCGGCAGAUCUAUUACUAGGACAACUUCAACAGCUAAAGGCAGAGGAGAAAGAGUUGAAGAGGAAAAGAAAAGAAGAAAAAGCACUCAUGAAGAUGAAAGUAGCAAAUCAACUACAAGCCACAAGGAACUCUGAAAUGUCAUCAUCUUCAAGUUCUUCUUCCGAAUCAAGUGACGACGAAUGUCAAAAUUUGGUCGACAUGAAAAGCCUGAAAAUCGAAUCUCUUUCCCAAACAAUUCCAGAGGCAUGUGAUCGAGCACUUGAGAAUGCAACAUUAAGUCCUGGCAUUUCAACUAUAGUCGAACCUCAGACUCUAAAUCCAGAAAUGGAUACGGAGGAGUCAACCGGGCGGACGACUAGUUUAGAAGUUCCAGUCCCUGAGCGAAAAGGUGAAUGUUGCUUUGGAGCUAGUGAUUGUCACAUUGGCAAUGUAGGCAGCAGUUCUAAUGCAUCUGUAUUAGCUACAACAACAGCAGUGGGAACGAAGAAAAUAGAAGUAUGUAUGGGUGGUAAAUGCAAGAGAUCAGGCGCUGGAGCGAUACUAGAGAAAUUUCAGGAGGUAGUCGGGAUUGAAGCUGCAGUCUCGGGUUGCAAAUGCAUGGGAAAGUGUAAAGUUGGUCCUAAUGUCAAGGUUUCAGGGUGUAGUAGCAGUGACGCGUUCCAAGCCGCUGACUCAGUCGCGGUUAGCUCUGCUCCUGCCACUAGUAAUUCUCUUUGUAUUGGGGUUGGGUUAGAGGAUGUGAGUCUGAUUGCAGCCAAUUUACUUGGUAGAUAUCAAGAAGUAGGGCUGGCCAAUGCUGUUCCUUAUUAGAUGAUCUUUCCUUUCAUUUGUUUUGGUACCACUACAAAUAGGUAUAGGAUGAGAAGGUUGACUUUUGGGAUUUGGAAAUGGGUUUGAAUUGCUUGUUGUUAAUGUAAAUAUCAUCAAUAUAGACUACGUUGCUAUUAUUCUUUGUCAAUAUUGUCAUUAUAUAGUAGAGAUUGUUUUGA
Messenger RNA from Lycium ferocissimum, 1424 nucleotides. RefSeq names its product diacylglycerol O-acyltransferase 3. The record is from RefSeq and is a predicted model, not a curated record. Bases 25 to 1245 code for a protein of 406 amino acids. Lineage: Eukaryota; Viridiplantae; Streptophyta; Magnoliopsida; Solanales; Solanaceae. The transcript has 2 exons.